CGGAAAUAGACGCGAGUGGGACGUCUGGGUGCUGCCAUUUUGUCGGGGAAGGACACGGAGCGGUGGAGCGGUAGGUGAGGACAAGAAACCAUGGCAGGACAUGAUGCAGGAAAUCAGCACCAGUUCACUGGCUUUCAGAAAUACUUCAACUCCUACACCUUGACAGGCAGGAAGAAUUGUGUAAUAGCCACAUAUAGCACCCUCGCAGCAAUUAUCCUGUACUUCAAGCUAAGGCCUAAAAAAAAGGCUCCAGCUGUAAUGGAGAAAUAGAGCGGUUGCCAUGCCUAAAGCUCCCAUCACAUGGUGUUUCAAUGGAAGCAAGAGUGGAUGCCCUACUAUGUACAGUUCAAUAAACUAUGAAUAGUGA
This is a messenger RNA of Gavialis gangeticus (Gharial), 367 nucleotides long. It is a transcript of the gene ATP5MK, whose product is annotated as up-regulated during skeletal muscle growth 5 homolog (mouse). NCBI's taxonomy places the organism in Eukaryota, Metazoa, Chordata, Crocodylia, Gavialidae. Bases 91 to 270 code for a protein of 59 amino acids. The transcript has 4 exons. The record is from RefSeq and is a predicted model, not a curated record.